UCCGUAGUUUCCUUUGGCACAGAAAAAAAGAGAUAACGACAAAGGAGCGAAGGCAGAGCCGCAUCUCGAAGGUCGAAGCUGAGGGCCAUGGCUCGUGGGCAGCAGAAGAUUCAGUCCCAGCAGAAGAACGCCAAGAAGGCAGCAGAGAAGAAGAAAUCUCAGGGCGCGGACCAGAAGACUGCAGCCAAGGCCGCGCUGGUCCACACCUGCCCUGUCUGCCGGACACAGAUGCCUGACCCCAAAACCUUCAAGCAGCACUUUGAGAGCAAACACCCCAAGUCCCCCAUGCCUCCUGAGCUGGUGGAUGUUCAGGCAUAAAGGACUGCUGACUGGACCUGAACCUGGAUACACAAUGACCACGGAUUAAACGUUGAAUGGCGGCACCGGAAGAACGUUGACGACAAACACUGGGACCUCUCAGUAUUCACGGACAUCGGGUUGGGAAGGCGGGACGGGGAGGAUGUGUGUAUGUGCUGUGUACGUACGUGUGUUUGUGUAAGAGUAAUGACGGGGCAGACGUACACCAGCAGCCCAUUUUUAUAUUUAUUGUGUACAACUACCUUAUUUCCAGAUGGGGGAGGGAGGGAGGCAGGGUCCCAGAAAGCAGAACCAGCAAGAGCAUCUGUCUGCUUACACUGAAUCAAAAUUGUCACUAAUGAUGGGGAAAAGCUUCAAUGGGAUAUACAGUACAUUUCUGAAUGUGUCUAGCUGACAGCUGGUUAUUCUGAAACAGUGCUGUUCAAUGAGGAGACGGCACAUUCACUUCACAUCUCCUCACUCACUCACAUGGACGUGGCUCUGCUGUCGGGUCAGAACUUCCCAGUUUCUGUCGAGUAGACCACUGGCUGCUUAAAAUGACCAAUUUAACGCUUUAAUUUCAUGGUUUUAUGGUCAGACUCCACAGCUUUGCCUCCUCUGUGCUGCUGCUGCUGCUCCACAGGUGUCCACACUCAGUAACACCUUACAACAGUACCUCACGUUAACCACACAGCAAGUCUAUAAUGCUCUUUUUUCAAAUCUCUUCCACUUGGACUUCUCAGCGUCAUCCUUCUUGGCAAUAACACCCCCCCCCUCCACAAUCUUCGUCCCGCCUCAGUUAAACCAGGAUUUGUUCUGUAACCCAAACAGCUCUGUGCUCAUUGAUGCUUUCAGCUGUAGUUUGAACAAAAUGUAAGUAGCCCCAAAGGACUGAGAGAGAAAUCAUUUAGUUCAGAAACUGCAAGAGUAAUGAUUCUUUUUGGUUCUUCUUUAAAUCACUAGAAAAGCAAAAACUUUGUUUUCACUGUAAAUUUUUUUUUUUUUUUUACCCUUUUCAAUAAAUUGAAUGAUGUAUUUAAUGUGA
Archocentrus centrarchus (flier cichlid) is the source of this 1342-nucleotide messenger RNA. Its product is annotated as zinc finger protein 706. The coding region runs from base 88 to 318 and encodes 76 amino acids. The record is from RefSeq and is a predicted model, not a curated record. The transcript has 4 exons. Lineage: Eukaryota; Metazoa; Chordata; Actinopteri; Cichliformes; Cichlidae.